This is a messenger RNA of Teleopsis dalmanni, 3775 nucleotides long. RefSeq names its product protein aubergine-like. The record is from RefSeq and is a predicted model, not a curated record. Gene Ontology annotation, molecular function: piRNA binding; protein binding. The transcript is spliced from 14 exons. Gene Ontology annotation, biological process: regulatory ncRNA-mediated gene silencing. NCBI's taxonomy places the organism in Eukaryota, Metazoa, Arthropoda, Insecta, Diptera, Diopsidae. The coding region runs from base 159 to 2969 and encodes 936 amino acids. Gene Ontology annotation, cellular component: P granule.
UCUUGUAAGAAAAUAACGCGCCUUCUUAUUAGUUAAUUCGCGGUUGAACUUCGGAAGUGCAAGUGGGCGAAAAUAUUACCGUGGAAAUUUUUAAUUGCUGCAAAGCAAGUUCAGUACGUGAAGUGUUCGGUGAAGUUGGCUGAGGUAUAUACUGUAUAAUGUCUCUUCAACCAAGCGUAAGACCACGUGUUCGUGUUCCUUCACCUCAACUUAUGGGAAAAGUUGGUAUUCGUCCUGUCAUGACAUUUACGGGUCCCAGGAUGUCUUUUCGACCAAGGAUUCCACCUUCUGUUAACGUUGUUAAUAGACCAUCGGUAAUUGCUGAUACCUUUAAGCCACGCGGCGGUUCAAUUUCUGUUCGUCCAAGGGCAAUAUUAGCAUCACCCCAGGCUGCAAAGCCUGAUUCUAAUGAUUCUGUACCAAAUUUGAUUCGUCGUAUUUUAAUAUCUCCAUCUAUUCCGCACUCGCCUUCAAAUUUGUCGUCAUUUUCGUCAACUUCAACUUCAUCAUCUAGUUGUACUCAAAUUGAAAAUUCCAUAGCUAAUCUUGGUGUUGUUGCUGCUAAGCCGAGAGGCAAAGGGCAUGGAGGACGUGGUGGACGUAAUCGUGGUGGCCCGCAUACACCGUUGUUGGAUUCCUUGUUUACACGGCCACAAACUUGUGUUUCCAAAAUGGGUGAAACUGGACGCCAUGUUACUGUUGAUACGAACUAUUUCAAGAUCUUAAAGAAACCCGAAUGGAACAUUUAUCAAUAUAGAGUAGAUUUUGUACCGGAAAUAGAUAUGAGCUUUGUUCGUCGUACAUUAAUUCUCCAACAUAAAGCAAAACUUGGUGGAUAUAUAUUUGAUGGGACAAUGCUUUUUACUACUAAUGAUUUAAGAGGCACUAAAAAGGGUCAUUAUCAUGAAUUCCAUCUAACGUCUGAGUAUCGUGAUGGAAAGACAGUGCUUAUUAAAAUUAAACAUGUUGGUAUUGUCGAUGCAAAUGAGGCUCAACUGUUCCAAGUAUUGAAUUUAAUCUUACGUCAAUCAAUGGGUGGACUGGAUUUACAACAAAUAGCUCGUCACUUUUUUGAUCCUUAUGCUAAGAUUAGCAUUGACCCGUAUCAUAUAGAAAUCUGGCCAGGUUAUAUUACAUCCAUUCGUCAACAUGAGCGGGAUAUUCUUCUCUGCACUGAGAUUACACAUAAAGUUAUGCGCACCGAUACUCUUUACACCAUACUUCGUCAACUAACGGUCGAAACUAAAGACUAUCAAAAAGCUUUUAAGACUGAAGUUAUAGGUUCUAUUGUGUUGACGGACUAUAACAAUAAAACUUAUCGUAUAACUGACGUUGAUUUUACGAGUUCUCCUCUAUCGACAUUUUCAUUGAAAGAUACAAAAGUUUCAUUUGCUGAAUAUUUUAAAUCGCGUUAUAAUCUAAUCAUAACCGACUCCAGUCAACCAAUGUUAAUAUCGAAACCAACCAAUAAGCAUAUACGUGGUGGUCAAGAAGAAUUUAUCUCAUUGAUUCCUGAGUUCACGCGUGCAACUGGUAUAACUGAUCAUAUGAGAACAAAUGUUCGUUUCAUGAAAUCGAUGAGCGAUCAUACUCGGCUCAAUCCGGAAAUGAGACUUCAACGCUUGAGAAAUUUCAACGAACGUCUCAAUUCUUCUGCUAAAAGUUCAGAGGUUCUUCAAGAGUGGAAUAUGAAAUUGGAUAAUGAUUUACUUAAAAUUCCAGCACGUAUUUUACCCUGUGAAAAAAUCUUACUAGGUCAUGGUGUUCGGUAUAUAUGUGAUGAGAAAGCUAACUGGACCCGCGAGUUCCGAAACUGUUCAAUGUUUUGUAAUGCCGAAAUAAGUCGUUGGCAAGUAAUCCUCCCAUCACGUUGUUGUCGUGAAACUCAAUUGUUUGUUCAAAUGUGUAUUAAAGUAGCAAGAAAUAUGAGUUUAGUAGUGGCCACACCAAAAUACAUUGAAAUGGAUGACGAUCGUAACAACUCUUAUACAACUGCAGUGGAAAUGGCAACCUCAGAGGAUCCUCAAAUUUUAAUGAUUGUUAUUCAACAACCCAACGAGGAAAAGUACUCUGUCAUUAAAAAGAAGUGUUGCAUCGAUCGUCCUGUAGCUUCACAAGUUGUUACUAUGAAAAUGAUAGCACCUACUUCAGAAAAAAGUGCAGGUUUAAUGUCAAUCGCUACUAAAGUUGUCAUACAAAUGAACGCCAAACUACGUGGUAUACCAUGGAUGAUUGAUCUACCACUCAAAGGUCUAAUGACAAUUGGAUUUGAUGUUUGUCAUUCUUCUAAGGAUAAGAAUACCUCAUAUAGCGCCCUUGUUGCCACAAUGGAUGUCCGCAGUUCAUCAAGAUAUUUUUCGGCUGUUAGUAAGCACCAAAAAUUUCAAGAGCUUUCAAAUGAUAUUAUACUGCAUUUCGCAUUCGCUUUGAGAGCAUAUAGAAAUGAACACGGAUCUUUGCCUGAACGCAUUUUAUUUUAUCGUGAUGGUGUCGGCGAUGGUCAACUGCAUCAAGUAGUAAAUACUGAGCUUAACCAUUUACGAAUCAAGGCACAAGAAAUCUAUGAAGCGGCUGGAAAACAUGAAAUUGGACCACGUUUAGCUUUCAUAGUUGUUUCCAAACGUUUAAAUACUCGCUACUUUUUCAGCAAUAAUAAUCCACCACCAGGAACAGUCGUUGAUGAUGUUAUAACAUUGCCGGAACGUUAUGAUUUCUUCAUAGUUUCGCAAAGUGUGCGUCAGGGUACGGUUUCUCCUACGAGUUAUAAUGUAAUUUAUGAUACCAUGGGUCUCACACCAGAUCGUAUACAAAUGCUCACAUACAAAAUGACGCACAUGUACUAUAACUACACAGGUACCUGUCGUGUCCCGGCUGUUUGUCAGUAUGCGCAUAAGUUAGCUUAUUUAGUUGCUGAAAGCAUACAUUGUCCACCCUCUCAAUUACAUGAAAGAAAUUUAUACUUUUUGUAAAAGUAUCUUAAUUUUUAAUUUCUUUCACAUUUUAUUAUUUCACAUUUAAUUAGAUCCUUAAUUAUACGAUUAUAUAAUUAAUUCCAUGAUUAUAUAAUUAAUUACGCGAUUAUUGAAUUAAUUACAUAAAUAUGUAAUUAAUUACUUAAAUUUAAUAUAAUAAAAUUACAUAACACACAUUUAAUUACAUUAUUAAUUACACAAAUUAUUACUUAAUUCAUUACACAAUUGAAGAUUAAAUUUAACUUACGUGGUUAAGUAUAAAAACGGACUUCAUUUCAGAUUUCAUCAAAUUAUCAAUAAUAAUUUAAUGAAAUUUGCAUUGAGUUUUAUUAACUUAGUAUAAAGUAUAAAGUAUAAUAUCGGUUUUAAUUAUUCAAUAGUUGCAAUGUAUUAUGGCAAUAGUUAACUAUACCAAUGGUCGAGAACUACAGUACAUGUUUACUACAGUGUAGUUUAGUAGUUCCGCCCACUGGUGUUACACAAAGUUUUACACUUACGCCCAUGUGUCAUUCAGCUCAGCUGUUUUGUUUGAGGAGAAAACCGACCGACGCAUUUUUUUUCUGCCCUGACCUACUAAACAUUUUGCAAAUUCAAAUACAAAUAUUAAAAUUUUGUAAUUUUAAUAUUAUUAAUAUUAUUGUUAUUAACAAUUAUGAACGUUGAUAAAACUUGUUUAAAAUAUUUAUGUAAAAAUAAUGAGAAAUUCUUAUAAAUUUUUCUAGAAUAUCUCAAUAUUUAUGGUAUAACUAAAGCUGUAAAAUAUUCACAAUGUAUUUAACAAAUGUAACAAAUGUAACAAAUGU